This is a messenger RNA of Schizophyllum commune H4-8, 652 nucleotides long. RefSeq lists its product as uncharacterized. NCBI's taxonomy places the organism in Eukaryota, Fungi, Basidiomycota, Agaricomycetes, Agaricales, Schizophyllaceae. The transcript has 3 exons. The record is from RefSeq and is a predicted model, not a curated record. Bases 96 to 458 code for a protein of 120 amino acids.
CUUGACUUCUACACCCAUGACCUUGGCGCUGCCUCCUCCAGCUUACUACAGCAAUAAGGUCGACGCUCGCCGGCACUCGACGUACUACUUCGAAGAUGGUAAUCUCAGGUGCACAGACCGUCGACGAUUGGGUCGCUGUUCUCGAAUUGUCCACUAUGUGGGAAUUCAUGGACGUUCGCCAAGUCGCGAUCAAGGAGCUAGGCGCUCUCGAGAUGGACCCCGUUCACAAGAUCGUGACACAGAUGAGAUACGACAUUGAGCGAGAAUGGUCAUUAGAGGCUUUCGAUGCUCUGUGCCGGCGCUCCGAGCCGCUCGAAAUCGACGAGGGUGAGCGUCUGGGUGUGGAGGUUCUUGCGAAAGUCGCGUCGACACGCGAGAAGUUGUCGGCGACGUGGACUAAGCCGGGGAAGAUCGUCCGCCGGGCAUGGAUUCCCUCGAAUGAAGAUCUCCCGCUUUGAUGAUCUACUAUCGACGACCCAAGUGUAUUCGUAUCAAUCGCAUUGAUGUAUGCUUCCGAACCGUGUCUAUAACCUGCUGCGCUCCUGUACGACGAUUCUCCGCGCCCAUUGUAUGACUUCCCUGCCUCGCGGUAAUGCAAUGAUCACGAGUACCACUUUCCAGUGUACGUCAAGUCCCACAAAGCUUCCUCAAA